AUGACUGUAAAACUAAAGGAAGACACCUCUUCUGACGAAGAAGAUGCACCUCUCUCAGCAGCCUUUCAGCGUAAUAAGCGAAAAAUCGAAGAUUCAGAUGAGGAAAAUGGUAGCUCCAAAAUCAAGGAUGAGGACAUUGAGUCCGCUGACAGUGAUGCAGCGCUUUCGAAAGUUGCAAAUUCUCGAAAAACUGUGAAAAAGGCUAAGAAAACCAUGCAAAAAAGCGAUGGUGGUAGUAGUAGUGUCAAGGCGAAAAAGCCAAGGGCCAAAAAGGCGACACCACCGGCGAAAACCACCAAAUCACCUAAAAAAAUCCCCAAACGAGAACAUUCCGUCGAGCAGCAGAAUGCAGACCCGGAAGACAGCAUUAAAGAGACCAGCGAAAGUGCCGAUGAGUUCAAGUGGUGGGAAAAGGAAAACGACGACGAAACCGUCAAAUGGACCACCCUAAAGCACAACGGUGUUAUUUUUCCUCCCACGUACGAGCCUUUGCCUUCGCACGUCAGGCUCUACUAUGCUGGGAAACCCGUUGAUCUCCCGCCCCAGGCAGAAGAGGUUGUGGGCUUUUUCGCAGCUUUGCUGGAAUCGGACCAUGCCAAGAAUCCGGUCUUCCAGAAAAACUUCUUUGAAGACUUUCUAGAGGUGCUCAAAGAGAGCGGUGGGACCCGCAAUGGUGUUGAGAUCAAGGAAUUCGAAUUAUGCGAUUUCUCCAAGAUUUUCGACUACUACCAGCUGCAAAAAGAGCAGAAAAAGCAGCUCAGCUCACAGGAAAAGAAGAAAUUAAAAGAGGAAAAGGAGGAGUUGGAAGAACCUUACAAAUACUGUUUUCUUGAUGAGCGCAAAGAACAGGUCGGGAAUUUCAGAAUUGAGCCCCCAGGGCUAUUUCGUGGUCGUGGUGCGCACCCAAAGACAGGCAAGCUGAAAAGACGAGUUUAUCCCGAAGAUGUGGUGCUCAAUCUCGAUAAAGAUGCUGAAAUUCCAAAAGCGCCAGAAGGUCACAAUUGGGGUGAAAUAAGGCACGACAAUACCGUGCAAUGGCUAGCUAUGUGGCGAGAAAAUAUCUCGAAUUCGUUCAAGUACGUGCGAUUUGCCGCUAACUCAUCUUUGAAAGGUAUGAGUGACUUCAAAAAAUUCGAAAAGGCCCGCCAAUUGAAGGACUACAUUGAAGCGGUCAGGAGAGAUUACACCAAGAAUCUCAAAAGUAAGGUCAUGCUGGAAAGACAGAUUGCAGUUGCAUGUUAUUUUAUCGAUGUGUUUGCGCUAAGAGCAGGCGGGGAGAAGGCAGACGACGAAGCAGACACUGUGGGCUGCUGUUCUUUGAGAUACGAGCAUGUUACGUUGAAGCCUCCCACAACGGUCAUAUUCGACUUUCUUGGUAAGGACUCUAUCAGAUUUUACCAGGAAGUUGAGGUAGAAAAGCAAGUUUUCAAGAACCUUACAUUGUUCAAGAAACCACCAAAGAAGCCCGGCCACGACUUGUUUGAUAGACUGGACCCAUCACUAUUGAACAAGCACCUUCAAAACUACAUGCCCGGCUUGACAGCUAAAGUGUUCCGUACCUACAACGCUUCCAAGACAAUGCAGGAUCAAUUGGACCUGAUUCCGAAUGAAGGAACAGUCGCGGAAAAGCUUUUGAAAUACAAUGCCGCCAACAGAACAGUUGCCAUCCUGUGUAACCAUCAAAGGACCGUGACAAAGGGUCAUGCUGCAUCGGUGGAAAAGGCCACCGCAAGGAUCGAAGAAAUGGAAUGGCAGAAAGUUAGACUGAAAAAAUCGAUCAUGCAGCUGGACAAGUCUGAGGUCAAGAAGAACCCCAAGUAUUUUGCUGAGGUCAACGAUCUUGUCAAGGAACAGGAAGCCGCCAUUCACAAACGGGUCAUUGAGAAGGAGCGGGAAAAAUUCGUCAAAAAGUUUGCUCGCGACAACGAGAAACGCAAAUUCGACAAUGAGGAACCCCUGCCGGAGUCUCAGCUUCAGGAGUGGAUGCAAAAAGUGGAUGAGACGGAGAAGGCUUAUGCGGAGGAGCUCAAGACCGGCAAAGUACAAAUAACGAACAGCGACGUGGAAAAACUCAAAUCGCAGGUUGAAAAACUCGAGCAAAGAAUUGAAAACUACACCACUCAGCUGAAGGACAAGGAGGACAACUCCCAGGUUUCCCUGGGCACUUCCAAGAUCAACUAUAUCGACCCCAGAUUAUCAGUGGUGUUUUGCAAGAAAUACGGUGUUCCCUUGGAGAAAGUUUUUACAAAGUCGCUACGAGACAAGUUCAAAUGGGCUGUGGAGUCCGCUGACGAGAACUGGCGGUUCUGA
Molecule: messenger RNA, 2310 nt
Organism: Lachancea lanzarotensis
Lineage: Eukaryota; Fungi; Ascomycota; Saccharomycetes; Saccharomycetales; Saccharomycetaceae
Gene: TOP1
Product: LALA0S08e01442g1_1
Exons: 1
Coding region: 1-2310 (769 amino acids)
Biological process (GO): DNA replication; DNA topological change; chromosome segregation
Cellular component (GO): chromosome; nucleolus
Molecular function (GO): DNA binding; DNA topoisomerase type I (single strand cut, ATP-independent) activity
Source: RefSeq, a predicted model, not a curated record